GCCCACACAGCAGGGGGCUGGCUUGGGCUGGCAGGGUGCUUGCCUGGGGAGGCUGGUGAGUUUGUUUUUGACUCGAUGAGCCUAGACCAGAGUCCUGGGUGCUCUACUCAGGGAGAAGAACGACCAUCAGACGAGAAGCUGGCUUGUAUAGGAAGCUGUGUACCAUUUUCAGGAAGUGUAGAAGCUCAUUUGGGUGAUUUCCUGGGGUCACUUGGCCAGAGCACAGCCCUUUAUCUUACCCAGUUAGCAGUUUGCUGUCUUAAUUAUUGGGGAGAUGUGUGUGAUUGCUGGUGUAUCCUCAUGUCCUGCUCCCUAAUUAUGACUUUCUUUAAGAUUUUACACUGAUAAGGCACUUUAAAGUUCUUCAGAGCCUUUUCCCUAUAUUAUAUCUUAUUUUAUUCUCAAACUCAUUCUUUUAAAUAGAUGGGAUAAUUUUUUCAUUUUUUAUCUUUAUUUUGGAAACAUCCUUUUUCCUCCUCCAUAAUACCUGAGCCUUGUCCCACCCUUGCCAAAUAAUCCCAGAGAAAUGGGAAGUCCUCUCUAUCCUAUCCUAGAGGUCUGACAUAACAAUUAAAUGUAUAUAUUCCCAGACAGACUUUUCUUUUUUCUUUUUUUUUUGAAAACCACUAACUUUAUUGAUCUAAAAAACUUUACAAGGACAGUGACUGUUCUGCCAAAAAAGGAGCCAAAUGGUAUCAAAUGGACUGCAAGUGAGGGUGGGGGUGAGAGACGGGGCCAGGAAUCCAUGCAGGAAAGCUGAUAACUGUCACCAGGGAAUUGGCAAGGGAAAAAGGAAGGAGGAGGCAUACAAGAGCGAGAAUCCAAAAAAGUUGAAAUGGUUAGGGGAGAAAACUCUCAAAAGACCCUGGAGUACAUCAGAGACAUUCACGGCAUGGUGUAACUCCCACCUCCGGAAGGCGGGGACACAGAUCGAGAACAUCGAAGAGGACUUCCGGGAUGGCCUGAAGCUCAUGCUGCUGCUGGAGGUCAUCUCAGGUGAACGCUUGGCCAAGCCAGAGCGAGGCAAGAUGAGAGUGCACAAGAUCUCCAACGUCAACAAGGCCCUGGAUUUCAUAGCCAGCAAAGGCGUCAAACUGGUGUCCAUCGGAGCCGAAGAAAUCGUGGAUGGGAAUGUGAAGAUGACCCUGGGCAUGAUCUGGACCAUCAUCCUGCGCUUUGCCAUCCAGGACAUCUCCGUGGAAGAGACUUCAGCCAAGGAAGGGCUGCUCCUGUGGUGUCAGAGAAAGACAGCCCCUUACAAAAAUGUCAACAUCCAGAACUUCCACAUAAGCUGGAAGGAUGGCCUCGGCUUCUGUGCUUUGAUCCACCGACACCGGCCCGAGCUGAUUGACUACGGGAAGCUGCGGAAGGAUGAUCCACUCACAAAUCUGAAUACGGCUUUUGACGUGGCAGAGAAGUACCUGGACAUCCCCAAGAUGCUGGAUGCCGAAGACAUCGUUGGAACUGCCCGACCGGAUGAGAAAGCCAUCAUGACUUACGUGUCUAGCUUCUACCACGCCUUCUCUGGAGCCCAGAAGGCGGAGACAGCAGCCAAUCGCAUCUGCAAGGUGUUGGCCGUCAACCAGGAGAACGAGCAGCUUAUGGAAGACUACGAGAAGCUGGCCAGUGAUCUGUUGGAGUGGAUCCGCCGCACAAUCCCGUGGCUGGAGAACCGGGUGCCCGAGAACACCAUGCAUGCCAUGCAACAGAAGCUGGAGGACUUCCGGGACUACCGGCGCCUGCACAAGCCGCCCAAGGUGCAGGAGAAGUGCCAGCUGGAGAUCAACUUCAACACGCUGCAGACCAAGCUGCGGCUCAGCAACCGGCCUGCCUUCAUGCCCUCUGAGGGCAGGAUGGUCUCGGACAUCAACAAUGCCUGGGGCUGCCUGGAGCAGGUGGAGAAGGGCUAUGAGGAGUGGUUGCUGAAUGAGAUCCGGAGGCUGGAGCGACUGGACCACCUGGCAGAGAAGUUCCGGCAGAAGGCCUCCAUCCACGAGGCCUGGACUGACGCCAUGUGGCCCUCUCUCAACCCAGGCAAAGAGGCCAUGCUGCGACAGAAGGACUAUGAGACCGCCACCCUCUCGGAGAUCAAGGCCCUGCUCAAGAAGCAUGAGGCCUUCGAGAGUGACCUGGCUGCCCACCAGGACCGUGUGGAGCAGAUUGCCGCCAUCGCACAGGAGCUCAAUGAGCUGGACUAUUAUGACUCACCCAGUGUCAACGCCCGUUGCCAAAAGAUCUGUGACCAGUGGGACAAUCUGGGGGCCCUAACUCAGAAGCGAAGGGAAGCUCUGGAGCGGACCGAGAAACUGCUGGAGACCAUUGACCAGCUGUACUUGGAGUAUGCCAAGCGGGCUGCACCCUUCAACAACUGGAUGGAGGGGGCCAUGGAGGACCUGCAGGACACCUUCAUUGUGCACACCAUUGAGGAGAUCCAGGGACUGACCACAGCCCAUGAGCAGUUCAAGGCCACCCUCCCUGAUGCCGACAAGGAGCGCCUGGCCAUCCUGGGCAUCCACAAUGAGGUGUCCAAGAUUGUCCAGACCUACCACGUCAAUAUGGCGGGCACCAACCCCUACACAACCAUCACGCCUCAGGAGAUCAAUGGCAAAUGGGACCACGUGCGGCAGCUGGUGCCUCGGAGGGACCAAGCUCUGACGGAGGAGCAUGCCCGACAGCAGCACAAUGAGAGGCUACGCAAGCAGUUUGGAGCCCAGGCCAAUGUCAUCGGGCCCUGGAUCCAGACCAAGAUGGAGGAGAUCGGGAGGAUCUCCAUUGAGAUGCAUGGGACCCUGGAGGACCAGCUCAGCCACCUGCGGCAGUAUGAGAAGAGCAUCGUCAACUACAAGCCAAAGAUUGAUCAGCUGGAGGGCGACCACCAGCUCAUCCAGGAGGCGCUCAUCUUCGACAACAAGCACACCAACUACACCAUGGAGCACAUCCGUGUGGGCUGGGAGCAGCUGCUCACCACCAUCGCCAGGACCAUCAAUGAGGUAGAGAACCAGAUCCUGACCCGGGAUGCCAAGGGCAUCAGCCAGGAGCAGAUGAAUGAGUUCCGGGCCUCCUUCAACCACUUUGACCGGGAUCACUCCGGCACACUGGGUCCCGAGGAGUUCAAAGCCUGCCUCAUCAGCUUGGGUUAUGAUAUUGGCAACGACCCCCAGGUACUCGCCUCCUGCAUGGAGCACGCUCAGGGGUGGCGUCUGGGGCAAGAAAUAAUGCGUUUUUCCUUUUUCUCUUCUCUCUGUCUGGAUCUCCUGUCCCCCUCCUGUGGGCCAUGGGGCUCGUCCUCUCCUGCUGUCUCUGUCUGCCCCAUCACUGGUCCACCCUCUGCCCUCUGCUGUCUUUCAUGGCAACCUACUGGGUGCCCGCUGUCUUCCGUCCUCGCUGCUCUUCAUCCCAUGGGUGGAUUUUUGCAUCUCCCUGCUCUGUCUUCCUCCUGUCUUUGGACAUUUCCACCGAUGUGUGUUCGCAUCUUCUCCUAUGUUCCUUUACCUAUCCUGACCCCCAAAACCAUAAAUCUCAUCCCCGUUCUGGCCAUCUGUUCCUGUCUUCCUGGCCCCGGGCCGGCCCUUCCUCUUCCUGCCUUCCCGACCCUCCUUGUGUCUUGGUACCACUGCCCCCCACAGAAGAAGACAGGCAUGAUGGACACGGAUGAUUUCCGCGCCUGCCUGAUCUCCAUGGGUUACAACAUGGGAGAAGCAGAAUUUGCCCGCAUCAUGAGCAUUGUGGACCCCAACCGCCUGGGGGUAGUGACAUUCCAGGCCUUCAUUGACUUCAUGUCCCGCGAGACAGCCGACACAGAUACAGCAGACCAAGUCAUGGCUUCCUUCAAGAUCCUGGCUGGGGACAAGAACUACAUUACCAUGGACGAGCUGCGCCGCGAGCUGCCACCCGACCAGGCUGAGUACUGCAUCGCGCGGAUGGCCCCCUACACCGGCCCCGACUCCGUGCCAGGUGCUCUGGACUACAUGUCCUUCUCCACGGCGCUGUACGGCGAGAGUGACCUCUAAUCCACCCCGCCCGGCCGCCCUCGUCUUGUGCGCCGUGCCCUGCCUUGCACCUCCGCCGUCGCCCAUCUCCUGCCUGGGUUCGGUUUCAGCUCCCAGCCUCCACCCGGGUGAGCUGGGGCCCACGUGGCAUCGAUCCUCCCUGCCCGCGAAGUGACAGUUUACAAAAUUAUUUUCUGCAAAAAAGAAAAAAAAGUUACGUUAAAAACCAAAAAACUACAUAUUUUAUUAUAGAAAAAGUAUUUUUUCUCCACCAGACAAAUGGAAAAAAAGAGGAAAGAUUAACUAUUUGCACCGAAAUGUCUUGUUUUGUUGCGACAUAGGAAAAUAACCAAGCACAAAGUUAUAUUCCAUCCUUUUUACUGAUUUUUUUUUCUUCUAUCUGUUCCAUCUGCUGUAUUCAUUUCUCCAAUCUCAUGUCCAUUUUGGUGUGGGAGUCGGGGUAGGGGGUACUCUUGUCAAAAGGCACAUUGGUGCAUGUGUGUUUGCUAGCUCACUUGUCCAUGAAAAUAUUUUAUGAUAUUAAAGAAAAUCUUUUGAAAUGGCUGUUUUUUAAGGAAGAGAAUUUAUGUGGCUUCUCAUUUUUAAAUCCCCUCAGAGGUGUGACUAGUCUCUUUAUCAGCACACACUUAAAAAAUUUUUAAUAUUGUCUAUUAAAAAUAGGACAAACUUGGAGAGUAUGGACAACUUUGAUAUUGCUUGGCACAGAUGGUAUUAAAAAAACCACACUCCUA
Molecule: messenger RNA, 4741 nt
Organism: Homo sapiens (human)
Lineage: Eukaryota; Metazoa; Chordata; Mammalia; Primates; Hominidae
Source: RefSeq, a predicted model, not a curated record